Molecule: messenger RNA, 2247 nt
Organism: Hypoxylon trugodes
Lineage: Eukaryota; Fungi; Ascomycota; Sordariomycetes; Xylariales; Hypoxylaceae
Product: 3(2),5-bisphosphate nucleotidase HAL2
Exons: 1
Coding region: 579-1640 (353 amino acids)
Biological process (GO): phosphatidylinositol phosphate biosynthetic process; sulfate assimilation
Molecular function (GO): 3'(2'),5'-bisphosphate nucleotidase activity
Source: RefSeq, a predicted model, not a curated record
CGUCGGAGGGGCGACCGACCAGGGUGUGGCCCCGACUUCCAGCGCUUAGACACUACCUAAUCUCACUGUAUCCUAGGUUGAUAACCACUACAACUUCUACAACAAUUGAGGCUAUCGGACCUUACAGCACCUACCCAAGAUGAAUUGAACCGUCGAACAAUGGAGAGUUUAAGAUAAUUCGGAGACCGAUAUGACCUAGCUUGAAAUUAGAUGUCGUGUAUUUGGUAGGACCAACCGAUUGAAAUCCUCUCCACUAUUAAUUACCUUUUCGUAACCCUAAAUCCGUUACGUGAGCUUUGAAUUCGCGGGGCAUUCUACUUUAGUUUGCACCCUCAUAUUUUCCCGCGUAUCCAUUGAAUGCGUAAUCUACCUACCCAGGACGGAUCCCGCUUGUUAGGUAAUAUCGUAUGGGGAUUUAAGAGGGUAAAAAGAACACUUCUCAUAUAAAAGAUUUAUUCCUAUCUUCUCUUCUGAUCGUGACCCUGGCUGUGUUCCUGUCUCGAGCUCUGCCCCGCCUUACCUCACUAUCCCUCCACCUUUCACCUGGCGCUCGUCAGCAAAUCUUUACGAACAGCACCAUGUCGUCAUAUGCCAAAGAACUCGAGGUGGCACAACUAGCCGUCCAGCGCGCUUCUAUUCUAACUAAGCGCGUUUUCCAUGAGAAGGCUAAGGGCACCGUAUCGAAAGACGACAAAUCGCCCGUGACUAUCGGCGACUUCGGCGCUCAGGCCCUGAUCAUCAGUGCACUCAAAGCUAAUUUCCCUGAUGAUGAAAUUGUCGCCGAGGAGGAGGCCGCACAACUACGCCAGGAUGCCAGUCUGAAGCAGACUAUCUGGGACCUCGUGAAGACCACUCAGCUCUCUGACUCUGACGCUGAGGGCUUGCUUGGUGGGGCUAUUGAAGAUGAAGAGACUAUGUUGACCAUGAUCGACUACGGCAACAGCAAGGGUGGCGCAAAAGGUCGCAUAUGGGCCAUUGACCCUAUCGACGGAACCAAGGGCUUUUUACGUGGUGGCCAGUAUGCUGUGUGUCUCGCUCUGAUGGUGGACGGAGAUGUCAAGGUCGGAGUUCUAGGCUGCCCGAACCUCCCGGUUGACGACUCUGCUCCGCUAACGGGAAGCAUGGAGUCUGGUCAGACCGACGUUGGUAGGGGAGUUCUAUUCUCGGGUGUUCUUGGCCAGGGUGCUACGAGCCGUCCGUUGACUACGGGUUCUUUGGCGCAUGAGAAGAGCAUUUCUAUGCGGGCAAUUACGGAUAUUGCAGCCGCGACGUUUUGCGAGAGUGUGGAGGCAGGCCACUCGUCGCAUGGAGACCAGGCUGAAAUUGCUAAGCUACUGGGUAUCACGAAUCCUAGUGUGAGGAUGGAUUCUCAGGCCAAGUACGCUUCAAUUGCGCGAGGCGCUGGUGAUAUCUACUUGCGAUUACCUGUUAGUGCUACGUACCAGGAGAAGAUCUGGGAUCACGCUGCGGGCGACCUCAUCGUUCGUGAAGCUGGUGGCGCCGUAACGGAUAUCCAUGGAAAGCGAUUGGAUUUUAGCAUUGGUCGAACACUAUCGGGUAACAAGGGCGUCAUCGCCGCGCCUGCUGCUGCUCAACCACAAGUUCUAAAGGUAGUCCAAGAGGUGCUAUCGAAGAAAUAGAGUAAAGAAACGCUGUAUGUUGCAAAUAGGGCAUGCGUAAAAAUAGUACAUAUUUUUUGGUCGGGUAUCUGCCGUCAUAUAAUACAUAGAUACACGUCUAAAAAAGGCCAGUACCCAAGUUCCCAGAUUGUCUAUUUGAUCUUCUUUUGCUUGAGCUUGAUAGUCUCCUCGUUGACGAAAAUACCCUUUCCCUUGUACGGUUCGGGAACCCUCCACUUGCGUAUCCUGGCCGCGAAGGACAUAACCUCUUCCCUGUUAACACCUUCGAGUAGGAUUCUUGUAGGUUGCGGCGUGCUAGCUGAUAUGCCGAGGGGUACUGGUUCUUCUACCGGGUGUGUAAAUCCGAGCUUUAGACACACAAACUUUUGCCCUUGAUAUUCUGCCUUUUUCGGUCGCUCUUCGACUGUCGCUCGGUAACCCACACCAACGAGUCGUAGAAUUGCAGUGUGUCCUUCCGAAACGCCGAUAAUAUGUCGCCUGAGAUAUGCCCAAGUAGUUCCUAGUUCAACAUAGGUUAGUUCUAGUCCUCGCAUAAGUCGAAGUGGUCCGCCGUGAUGGUGGUGGCGAGCGCCAUUAAUUACAUACCCCACAUCUCCAUCUGUUGUUU